UUUCUCGAACUUUACUUGUGCUGAUGACUAAUUUUUUGGGCUGCUUUUUAUCUCCACACAUAACUGAAAUGGAGAAGCCUUCAGUCAACGGAGGAUCUUCAGCGAAGCCGUUUGUGAGUUUCCCGUUUAGCCGGUGGGACAAAAACGGGUUUUGCUAAAUUGAUUAUAAAAUUGUCUCCUCACCAAAAAUACCAAUUAUAGAAAGCCUCAAAAAGUAGUGUAUCAACAAAAAAUGUUCCGAAGGAAGUUUAGUAAAGUCCGCAAUAAACGUCCGAAGAAUCACCUUUCGCUAUCCAGACUGAAGCAUCAUUACAGUGCAUUGAAGGGUAAAAAAAUUACGUCGGAGAAAAAACGAUCUAAGCUCAUCGAAUCGUUACGUUCUAUCGGAGAAAUUGUAGUAUGGGGUGACCAGAAUGAUCCAGAAAUCUGUGACUAUUUCCUAGAGAAUAAAAUUCUGCCAUUCCUAUUACAAUUAAUGCUUCAGAUAGGCGGCAAUCCUGCAGAGCUUCAGUUCAUUCAAACGUUUAACAUUAUGUACAACAACAUUAAAAAUGAAAAAUUCCUCUACUAUUUACUGAGUAACGUGAAUAGCAUAAUCGUCCAUAGGUACGACUUCAACAACGAAGAUAUCAUGGGACACUACAUCACCUUCCUGAAGACACUCAGCCUAAAAUUGAGCUCGGAAACGAUUUACUUGUUCUACAGCGAACGUACCAACGCGUUCCCGCUAUACACCGAGGCAAUUAAGUACUACAAUCAUUCGGAUUCUAUGGUGCGCACUUCUGUUCGUACCAUCAUUCAGAAAGUGUACAGUGUUGAGAAUCCAAACAUGCUGCAGAUAGUCCGGGAAAUAACAGACGGACCUUACUUCAGUGAUUUAAGCAGCAACUCGAAUUCAAACAUGCUGUGAACAAGACCUAGUGCGUUCAUCCCGAGAAUUACCGAGCAUAAAAAUAAUUUGGAAACUACCAAAUUCCGGGAAACGAUAAAAAAAAAGUCCUAGGAAUUCCCGAACUCAAUAAAUAGAGCUAUGUUUCCAAAAUUUACAGGACCAAAAUUGGAAAAAUAGAUCAGAUUUAGAAAGGAAAAUGACUGUUCUAUCUGAUAUAUGGAUUACACGCCGAGGAAUAUAUAGAUUAUAAAAAAAUGCGUCUUAAAGUACGCACAUAAAUUAGGAUGUUUGCUUCUAUAGCUAG
Uranotaenia lowii is the source of this 1196-nucleotide messenger RNA. Its product is annotated as protein CLEC16A homolog. Gene Ontology annotation, biological process: endosome to lysosome transport; endosomal transport; regulation of autophagosome maturation. The transcript is spliced from 3 exons. Gene Ontology annotation, cellular component: endolysosome membrane; late endosome. The record is from RefSeq and is a predicted model, not a curated record. Bases 233 to 910 code for a protein of 225 amino acids. Lineage: Eukaryota; Metazoa; Arthropoda; Insecta; Diptera; Culicidae.